GGUUUGGGGGGUGGUUGGGGGCAGGUGAAGAGAAAAAGAGAUCGCACCGAUUCAUCCUCACCGGUUGCCAACCCCGAGUGCGGGCAGUGCAGAAUGCUGUCUGGGUUUUAAUCAGCAAUGAUCCCCGAGCAGCAGCAGCAGCAGCAGCAGCAGCAGCAGCGCAACCAUGUCGCUACCAUCGAGAACAUCCCAACAGAAGCCAUCACCACCGCAUCGCCCACUCUGCUGCAGAGGAUAAGGAAAGUCUUCACAAGAGAGCUGCUGCUGUCACUGGCACUGGGCCAGGUGCUCUCACUGCUCAUCUGCGGCAUAGGCCUGACUAGCAAGUACUUGUCAGAAGACCAUGCCAACACUCCAGUCUUUCAGAGCUUCCUCAACUACAUCCUUCUGUUCCUGGUCUACACGACCACCCUGGCUGUACGGCAAGGGGAAGAAAACCUGUUGGCAAUACUAAAAAGAAGAUGGUGGAAGUACAUGAUCUUGGGAAUAAUAGAUAUAGAAGCCAACUACCUUGUAAUAAAGGCUUAUCAGUACACAACACUGACUAGUGUACAGCUACUGGACUGUUUUGUUAUUCCAGUGGUGCUGUUGCUGUCUUGGUUCUUCUUGUUGGUGAGAUACAAGGCUCUUCACUUCAUUGGAGUUGGCAUUUGCCUGUUGGGAAUGGGAUGUAUGGUGGGUGCAGAUGUACUUGUUGGGAGACAUCAAGGAGCUGGUGAUAACAAGCUUCUUGGAGAUCUGCUAGUGUUAGCAGGUGCUACACUCUAUGGAAUUUCCAAUAUCUGUGAGGAAUACAUUGUGAAGAACUUGAGUAGGGUGGAGUUUCUAGGAAUGAUUGGACUGUUUGGGUCUUUCUUCAGUGGUAUACAGCUGGCUAUAAUGGAACAUAAGGAACUGUUAAAAGUACCAUGGGAUUGGCAAAUAGGGCUGCUGUAUGUUGGCUUCAGCGCCUGUAUGUUUGGUCUAUACAGCUUCAUGCCUGUGGUCAUUAAGCGAACCAGUGCCACAGCUGUCAACCUCUCCCUAUUAACUGCAGACAUUUACAGUCUCUUUUGUGGAUUGUUCCUUUUCCACUACAAGUUUUCAGGACUCUACUUUCUGUCUUUUUUCACGAUCAUACUGGGAUUAAUCCUCUACACUUCCACAUCUACUUACGUGGCCCAAGAUCCACGCGUAUACAAGCAAUUCCGCAAUCCAGUCGGUCCUGUGAUAGAGAUACCAUCCACUGGACAAAUGGAGCCAUCAGUCACCUACUCCAGCCUAGGCCAGGAGACGGAGGAGGAAGCUCAUGUCCGAGUCCCAUAAGAAGACACUGAGCACACUCUCUGGCACUUCAGUGAGCCUUGAUCUGUAUUCCUGGAUUGUUUUUUUUAUGUUUACAUCACCUCAUUUCCCUUCUUAUUUUUUGGUUGGUUUAUUGCAUUUUAGUAUUUAUUUUUCAAGCCAAAUUUCUAGAAUUCUUUUUACUAAUUAUAGAUUUUAGUAAAUUGCAACUUGAGACAAUUGGGUUUAAAGUAUAUCCAGGUCAGUUCACUGACUACGAGUUUUUAAAGUGCAUUGCAAUCAACUGAUGGUUAAAAAAGUGCCAUCUAAAACACUUUUUUAUAAUAUAGUCUAUAUAUCGCUACCACUGUAUGGGUAUAAGGGGGAUUUUAACUGAGUCUAAAUAUGCACUGUAUUUUUUCUCAUUUCCAUACUUUCCCAUCUUUUUGCACAUAAAUGUUUCCAUGUUAAGGCCAUCUAAGAAGUCAUUUAAAGGGUGACAUUAUCUUUCUUUCUGUAUGAAGCACCAUUAUAUGACCUCUGAACCUGUGUCAUUUCUAGAAUGGUUUAUUGUAUAGUUUAGAAUUUGCUAACUUGUGCUGUUAACCUUUUGAAAAAGAUGUGUAGUAUCUUUGUGUUGCUUUAACAAUUAGUAUACUUCACAGUUAGGUAGAAAAAGUAUGGACUGUACCCCAUGGGUAGAAAUCUACUGUUAAUGAAAUAAAUACAAUAACAUAGCACAGUUAACUCAACACCGUAACAGGAAAACAAACCAAAAACUGCACAGUUCAACUGAAAGAAGCCCUUUAUCUUUUUGAUAUCUGCAUGCUCUUUAUGGACUGGCUGUGACAAUGUAAUGCCUGUAUGAUGUUUUCAAAUAAAUGCUUUAUGAAAGAUAAUAUCACAA
Messenger RNA from Callorhinchus milii (elephant shark), 2170 nucleotides. It is a transcript of the gene slc35f1, whose product is annotated as solute carrier family 35 member F1. The coding region runs from base 118 to 1305 and encodes 395 amino acids. Lineage: Eukaryota; Metazoa; Chordata; Chondrichthyes; Chimaeriformes; Callorhinchidae. Gene Ontology annotation, cellular component: membrane. Gene Ontology annotation, molecular function: transmembrane transporter activity. The transcript has 8 exons. The record is from RefSeq and is a predicted model, not a curated record. Gene Ontology annotation, biological process: transmembrane transport.